Messenger RNA from Aspergillus welwitschiae, 1107 nucleotides. RefSeq lists its product as uncharacterized. The record is from RefSeq and is a predicted model, not a curated record. Bases 61 to 318 code for a protein of 85 amino acids. The transcript has a single exon. NCBI's taxonomy places the organism in Eukaryota, Fungi, Ascomycota, Eurotiomycetes, Eurotiales, Aspergillaceae.
AGUUUCUAGUGGCGUCGACUUGCAUCCUGCUGUUCGCAGACAGGAAACGGAUUGGGAGGGAUGUCUGAUUGCAUUUCAGCGGAUCAAGGAUUCACCCCGCGUACAGUACACUCGAGGAUUCCAAUUACGGCCGUACAGUGCAUGACUAUCUAUUUGUUUUUUCUGAUAGAAGUUUUACCUCCUUUCUUUUCUGUCCCUCAGUUCCCCCAUGAGGGAACCGGGCCGAUGUGGGCGUGGAAUCGCGUUGGAGACAGAGGAUAUUUUGAAGACAGGAUGAUCAGUCAGACUAGGUACCACUGUGACCGAUGUAGAGUUUAGUGGCAGAUGCUCAUUGCACCAAGCAAACGGGCAUGGCUUGUUGUCGAUGCCAUGAGUGGUGCUCGGCCAGAGCAUCCAAAUGCGCUGGCAUCCCGAUUGGGAAAUGUUUGAUUCGCCCAGAUCAUCUCGGCUGCUAACGUGAAUAGCUCAUAUGCACCGUGGGCUCCUUUUCGGUCUCUGGCAUGGCAUGCAGAUAAUCAAUCGCCCGGCCAGUUGUCAGUUUUUGUACACACACCCCAUAGUGGGCUCAGCUAAUGCUGCAUGUCACUCACUCAUUGGAAGGGGUGGGUGAGCGGGCCAUCCUCGGGUGUUCCUUUAAGAUGCGUGACCAUCCCGAGCAUGCAGUACCCAAAAGGUGAAAACUAGAAUUCAGCUGGCAACUUCCCUUUGCCAGUAGAUACUGAAUUGGUGUUGCUUGAGGUGUCUCGGGGUCUGUUGUUGAGGUGGUCGAGUCGCAGCUUACUUAGUAGCACUGAAUCCACCUUGCCGAUGAGCUAGCUAGCUACCUUCUAGUAUCUACUGUGUCUAAAUGAUCGCUAGACGCGCCCUUCCUCAAGCAUAAGUUGCACGCAGGGGGAUAUGGAGGGAGUGGAUGUACUUUGUAAUCGAUAAGUGGGUGUUUACAUGUCUUCCUGACGAGUAUUCUUUAUUUUAUGAGACGUGGUCAAUAUUGGCGUAGUCAUGUUGUUCAUUGUUUCAGUCGAAGGAGUGUCUGCACGGCUGAGAUUAGAGAGGUAUGUCGUGCAUGCAGAUGUUGGAUGUAUGUAGUUAAGUAAAGUUCCUGCUGCU